AUGAACUUUUCCAUUCCUGAAAACCUAGAUUUUCAGCAGUACUGCUUUGAAAAACAUGGAUCAAUCGAAAAUCUAAUCGAUAAAGCCAAGAAGGGCGAAAUCGUUGCCCAAGCAGAUCUGGGAAUAGCGUACUUGGAAGGUUUUGGCGAUCUUUUGCCAAAAGACGAAGAUAAAGCGAUUGGGUGGCUCAAUGCUGCUGUAGAAAGAGGUUACGAACUUCCUGCAAUCCUUGAAAAACUGGGAGAAUUGCUAGAUCUGAAAGGAACGACACUAUGUCAGCGGAAGGCUUACGAAAUGUAUCACAGGGCCGCGAAAUUGGGGUCCACAAAUGCGCAAAUCAAUGUCGCGGAAAUGUACCGUUGUGGGGUCGAAGGAGUGGUGAACGAAGACCUGAAAGAAGCAUUUAAAUGGUAUAAGAUGGCCGCUGAGGAAGAUGAAAGUUGUCUCGAAGGCGAUACGUUCCGUAGGUGGUUUGCUGGGACAAUGAAAAUACCAGGGAACGCCCUUGGUGGUACAAAGCUGACUGCUCUAAAGCUAUUGAGCAAGUACUACCGCGAAGGUGAUUGUCCUGAAGGCCAACCGCAACCAGCUAAGGCUAUUUAUUAUCUGACAAGAGCGGCUGAAUUAGGCGAUGUUGAGGCACAGUUAGAGCUCGGACAGACCUAUCUAACCGGGAAUGGGACGUUGAAGGAUAUUGCAAAGGCAAGGCGAUGGCUAGGAAAAGCCUCUGCCAGUGGUGAUAUCAGAGCAAAACAGGUAAGCUUGGAUCGUAUGGGGCCUGUUCACAUGGGACGGGGGUGGGCGGGAGGGGGGGUCGAGGGAGGGGGAGAGGUAGGCGGGGGUGGAGGGAAGGGGAGAGACAGGCAAGAGCAAAGGGAAGGGGGAAGGGAGGGGAAAAGAAAGAAGAAGGGGAGGGGGGGGGGAAAGAAAAAGCCGGGGAAGGGGGAAAAAAAAGAGGAAAGGGGGGGGGGGGGGUGGGUGGGGGGGGUGGGGGGGGGGGGGGGGGGGGGGGGGGAGGGGGGGAGGAAGGGUGUGCCUGGGGGCACCAACGUUUUGAAUCAUUCUUUCGAAAAUGCAACCCUUCUGGAUAGGCUGCCCUACUGCUAUCUCCAUAUUACAUGGCGUUUUCAACACAAGGAGAGAAAUUUCGUAUCUCAAAGCUAAGUGGCCAUUAGACUUGCCACAAGUCGACUGCGUGAGCACCAAAGGGCGAGCAAAAGCGAGUGUCGAAGUCUUGAGAUGAGCGACGCAAUUCGCGAGUCCACCCAACCAGCAGAAACUUGGAAUGGGCUUUGAGAAAGUCUAAGUGGCCAUGUAAUAUUCUUUUUAUUAUAUAAACACCAAUGAAAUGCCAAAGCAUAUCACUUGAACUCUUUUUGCUGCGAAAGGUGCUAUUUAUUAUGCCAUAGCAAUGGUAAUCUUUUCACAUGUGAAGAUAACAUUUUUUUUUCACAUGUGAAGCUAUCAUUUUUUUGCGUGUAAGCUCACCUGGUAUUUCACUGGUGUUUAUAUAAUAAUAAUCAUUAUUGGUCAUUUAAAAUAUUUUGCCCAUUUCUGAUUGGCUCCAUUACCCCAGCGAUUCUUCAUAACCAACCAGUGCUGACCAAAUUUGGAAGAUGUGGGCAAUAUACCAUUGAUUUGACGGCAUAUUUGAUUUGAAACAAGGUUGCUUGAUGGUAUAUUUGAUUGGAAAUGAGGCUGCAUGGGCAAUAGACCAUCGAUCAACUUCAUCCAGGCUCGGAGGAUGUUAUCCAUAUCGGCCUUCAGCCUUGGUGGGUAGUAUCCUCCUUGAUCUGCAUAAUUCUUCUCAUCCCUCUCAGCCUCAUUCAUUAAUAAUUGCUAAUAAUAAUCCUUAUAAAAUGUACCAGUGGUACCUGCUGAACAGAAAAACAGUAGGCCUGAACAUAGUCUGACAUGUCACACAUCUCCACCCCCUAACCCGUGGGGGGCACGGGGGAGGGAGACGUCUGAAUUCCGUGCAUUAUAAUGCCAUCCGGUGAUGUCAUGACCUAGUAAUUUAUGCAUUUUUGCAUACAUUUUCAUUUCUUAACCAGUUGGCAGCCAUAAGUCACGUAACCAUGAACAGCAUGCAUAUGGUCGAUAUCAAGUGUGCUGUGUUUUGAGUGCCAUGAAGCUUGAUGAUAAAGCCUCCAGAAUAAAAUAAUGUACAAGGUCAUUUUAACUUUUUGAGUUUGAAAUGAAGUGUUGACAGGCUAAACAUGACUCGUAAGCUCAUGAUAGGGUGAAACAUGACCUUGGACUUGGAGUUGAACUAGAGAGGUUCCCUUUUUCCUUCUUUUGCUGAGGCUAUGACGUACACGGAGUAUUUUAAAUUCUGACUGAGCAAAUCUUACUUUUGCCGCUCUGAGUCUAACAUUUAGAGGUCAUGAAACUGGUCUGUUUCAUGCAUAUUGAGUAGUUAUUUCCUGUAAUUAUUUCCAUUGGCAAUUACUUUUGUUUUAGCUUAAUAGUCUAUGCAACUGUACUGGUAGUGCAUUUUUUGUUACAAGUGCCUAAAGCGAGACUGAGUUUCGGAAUUAAAAAGUUUAUUGUCAGUUGCUACUAUGGUAUAAGUCUUCACUUUGUGAAGAGAGGCUAACUCUAAGGUCACAUUUCACACAGCAAUAAAAUUAAUAGUCUCGUUGAGGCUGUCAACACUAUUUCAAACCGGAUGUUGUCCUUAGCACGUUUAGCCAAUAAUAAAAGGUUUUCUAUUUCGAAAAGGUAAUAGCAAAUCAGAAAAUACCUACCAUAUUCACAAAAGUAGGUGACGUCACCAGACAACAUUAUAACGCUUGGAAUUCAGAUGCCUCUCUCUGCCGCACCUCCUACGGGUUAGGGGGUAAAGAUGUGUGACAUUUCAGACUAGCCUGAACACAUCAAUGCUGUAAAAGAACUGCAGUCAAGGGAACAGAAAGGCCUUAUUAAUGAAGCUGAAGAGUAGAAACCAAAACUGUUGUUUGUGUCUUUGUGUCUUGUUUGUAAUAGCCACUCAGAAGAUAACCCCCAACUAUCAUGGAGUAGCCCGCGUAGCAAGCAUUUCCAAGUUAUUACGCAAAAGUUGGAGUGAGAGCAAAAGAAAUGGAAGAUCAAAAGGGGAGAGAAAAAACACCCCUUGAUAUUUCACGGCUCAGUUUAUUUAUAAAUUGACAGUUUGUCAACAUAGUAGCCAUUCACGUGAAUAAUAGACAGAACAGAUUACCAGAUUUGUUAAAUUUACUUUGUUCUCUUUGAAACAUGCUUUGCGCAAUUGCAGAAAACUAAAAUAAAAGUAGCGUAACGAUACAAGAAGGUUUAAACUCAGAGUGAUUGUUUUGGAUUUUCCUCUUGUAUUUUAUUAUUAACUUAAAUUUUGAAUGUUAUGUGGCUUUAUCUGUAGGGGUUUAUCGCAUGGGAAACCUUGUCAAAAUGUCACAAAGAAGUGAUUCAUGUCCAGAACAGUUCAGUCCUGCUAUAUGCUGUGAGGUUUGCAGAGUGGCUGCUAUGCUCAAUCUCCAAUUAUACUUAAUUUAAAGGGCUGCAAUAACAAUGCUAGUGAGGCCUUCUUUCAGGUCAGAUCUGAUAAACCUUCAUACAAACACAAUCCAAAAAAAUCGUCAGUCCAAAGCAUUUUUGUAUCUGCAAUGCAUGUAAAUAAAACAUACCUGGUUUUAUUGAUGUAUUGAAAGAUCGCUCUUUUAUCAACGCUACCAAUACCGCACCAAUCAGAAGCUGCAUUCUUGGGUGAACACAGUUUUUCAGAAUCGUGGGAUUUGCAUGCAAGUGUUUCCUUCUCUCCACUCCCCCUCCCCCCUCAUUGCUCUUUUUUGCUCUCGUCUCAACUUUCUCGACAAACUUGUGCGGAAAUGCCUGCUACUUAGUCUUAUCAUGCUCCAGGCAAAGUAAUUUGGUUAAUUAUCUGGGGCACCCACCCUCCAUAAUUUCGACUCAAGUCUCUGAAAUCUUAUUGUUAACAAAACUUUAACAACUUUAAUUUUUUUUGUCUAGAAUGAAACGUUGAAGUUUACAUUUUAACAGCAAAUUAGGGAGCACUUUUGAUUGGCCAGUUGACAUGAAAUUGAAGUUUCAAUGGGCCAAUCAAAAGUGCUCCCUAAUUUGUUGUUAAAAUGUAAAUUUCAAUGUUAUUGAUACAACUUCACUAGAUUCCCAGGGUUAGUUAAUUAGGAUAUGUGUUUGCUGCAAACUAAGAUUCUACCUAAACUGACAUAAAAUAAUAUAUUGAUACCCUUCUAGCCCAACCCCAAAGAAUGGCAACCUCUUUAAUGAAAACUAACAGAGCAGGCUCCAGAGUAAAUUCUUUGCCCCACCCCUAGGCCACAAGAUUAACUGAGCUUGUGAAAAAAUGGUAAAGUGAACACUUGUGUGGUUGGUUCAAUUGUCAAAAGGGGAUAAUUGUCAAAACACGUUCGAAGUUGUCUGCGAAUUUUUAAACUGAUGAUUAUAGGUUAUAGGUGGUUACAGGCAAUUUAGGUGUAAAUAUGUUAACUACUCAAAGAACAUAAAUUUAUGUUGCAAUAUGUUUUCUAUUUGCACUUAAAUCCCACCACAUUUGCUCUUUAGCACAAUACUCCUGUAUCCUAUUUCUUGUUUAUCAUUUAGUUUGGCUCAUCAGCUCUUCCAUUUCUCAUUUUUUAUUUAUUUAGCUUCUUGAACAAUGUAAACAGUGUGAUGCUUGUCAGGAUGAUGCUUCAUUACCUCAAGAGGAUCAGAAUCAACAAUUUGAAAUCGUAGAGGAGAAAAAGAAGCAGAGACGUGAGAAAAAUUUACACCCCUUUGCAAUUCCUCAGCCUGUUGCAUUUUCCGAGAAAAUGCUGAGUAAAUUUGAUUCUUACCCAACAGGAAGAAUACACCUUCAAGCCUUUAAACUUGUAAAGAGAGGAUUUGAAGUACUUUAUGAGAGUAAUUUUGGAGAUGGAAGAGGAAUUUCCCUCUUAGCUCAUGGCUUCUUGACUGAGACCUCUAUACUACAAGCUUUUCCACUCCAAUGUGCAAUAUUACCUCAGAUGUUUCAACUGUGUGAAAAAGAGUUGCAAAAAAGUCCUUGUUUCUUUGAAGGCCUUGUUAUAUCUUUUGCCUUACAGCCAUCUGUGGAACAGUUGUCUUCUGACAGCAGCAAACUUGACCGUAAGAAAGUAAUGUGCAUUAAAAACUUGAUUCAUCUAAUCCAAGAAGCUGAACCUAACAGAACUCCUGCUGAAGAUCCCUUCAAGUUUGACGAAGACUGUAGUAGCUGGCUUCAUGUUUUAUACUCGCUUUUGGGAGGACUUUAUGGUAUUGCAGGUGCCUAUAAGAAGGCAGCAGAAGCUUUUGAGCAUUCUCUUGAAUGUUGCCCAUCUUACUUUGACUCUAAAAGAGGGCUUGGAUAUUAUUUAAUGAUGUUACAUGAUUCUUAUGUGGGCUCUAUUACAAAAGAAUCUAGUAAGGAAUCUAGUGAAGUUGUAUCAAUGAAAAUCUCAAAAUAUGAAUCUUGGACCAAAAAAGAACUGAGAGACAGGGCAGAGAAGGUAUUGAAGGAGUAUCUGGCCGAGGCCCCUUCUUGCUGGAAGACAUAUCCAAACGUUUGCUAUUAUCUUGCACAUAUAUUUAAGUAUGACAACCUGAAAAAGUUCAGAAAGUAUUAUGAACUUGGACAAGAUGCUGAAGCAAGAAGGCUUCCUUUCCUUAAUCCAUUCAGACUGCCGCUGAAAGAUGAACUUUUGGCUGUAUACCAACAACAUUCAAAUGCUUCAAUUAGGUGCGGUAAUUCAGCAUGCACCAAAAAGGUUGAGGAAAACAAGUUGAAAUUCUGCAUCCAAUGCAGGAUUAUAAAAUACUGCAGCAAGUAAGUAGAGAGUUGUCAAGUUAAGCAUAGCCAGAAAAAGUUAAUUUAUGUUUAAUUUAGUAGAAGGCAACUAGCAUACUAUCACAAAUUCUGCAAUCUGAUUGGCUGAGAUACGAGGCCCUAAAUGUGGCUUUUCCAUCCAUGGCUAUUUCACCUGCCAUUCCAAGAAUCUUGUUUACCUGCAUAUCCUGUCGAUGAUGCCCUCCUCUUUACAUUGUUGAAACCAGGUGAAGCCUCAUGAGUCGUUUUGGUGAACAGUUGUGAAGUCAGUACACAACAACACUCCUGGGUUUCCUGUGACCCAACUUUUAAACUCCACAGGUCACAGUAUUUUUGAUGUCCAGGUGCAGGUUAUGGCAAUUAACAUCCAAUGGAAGCAGCGUGAAUGGUGCACACAAAAGGACUUGUAUAAUUUUAAUGUCAGCUUCCUUUAAAUUGUGGAAUGCAUAUAUGUGCAUGUGCUACUAUUUACACUCACAUGCACUUCGGAUCCAUUUAUCAUCUAAAGCCAAAUGCAUGGUUUAACGGUUUUGUGUAUACUGAGGAAGGGUUAUGCACCCAAAGCAGCUGCUUUUUUAAACAGGGUAUAAAGAAAGUCAGUUUUACAGCUUGCCUUUAGGGCAAGCUGUAGUUGGCAUGUACUUGCCCAAGAGUCAUUUUAACUAGCCUGAAAAAAUACUUUGAUGAGCAGGAUGGAUAACAGUUCUUCUGCAAUGUUCAUUCCCCAAAAAACUUCACUUGCUCAUCGGGCUAGUUAAGAACAGAAUUCACUAGCCCAAUAGCAAAAUCCACUAGCCCCGAGCUAUCGGCCACAACUUUCUUUGCACGCUGUUAAAGGCAUUUUUUAAUGACACUUUUUAUAUUUGUUGUAUAUGCAAUAUCAUUCUAUAUUAAGUUAUCUUAUUGCAAGUGGUUAACAACCUGGAACUCUUUUACAGUAUCUAGAGAUACCAUUGAAUGUUAAUUGUUUACAAACAUCGUGCGAUGUUUAGAAAUAUUUUUUCUCUAUAAUUAAGCGGCCACUUAGGUAGGUCCCAGGGGUGUCUGCUAAAAGAUAUCUUUUUCAAAUGUUAGUAUGCCUGGAUAGCUACGACAUUGCUUUUUUUAUUUAGUUUACAUGCUAGGCUAUUUGUAGGUAAGAUGAAUGGUCAUAUGACAACCAAAAGUUCUAAAAAAAGACUAACCAUUUUCCAUAAACAGUGGUGUUCUGCAUGGGUAUGCUGAAGUGGAAAACUGAUUUAGAGAGGGAGAGUUACGAAAUCUACCGUACAGAGAAGGAGUUCAUUUGAUGGUGCUUUCUAGACUGUUUGUGAAGAAGUACUAACUAGCACUCUCGUUUUUUUCAGAGAAUGUCAAAAGGCAGAUUGGAAGAAUCACAAAGCUAAGUGCACUACUGUGAAAAAAAAAGCAUUUAUUCAACUGUAA
Porites evermanni is the source of this 7246-nucleotide messenger RNA. NCBI's taxonomy places the organism in Eukaryota, Metazoa, Cnidaria, Anthozoa, Scleractinia, Poritidae. The record is from the annotation of a GenBank genome assembly.